AUGCUUCUCACACAAACCUCUAUCGUGGAUUACGAGGAACUGUGUAAACUGGACGUUCUUGGUUUAGCAGAUACCCCUACAGGCGAUCAGAGUGUAGUGUACGAAGAGUUCAGGGAGCAGCUGCGUAGGAGCGAAGAAGGAUGGUAUGAAACUGGUCUCCCGUGGAAGGGAAAUCAUCCUCCCUUGCCAAACAAUAAAGAACGAAGUCUGCGCAGACUGGCUUGUCUGGUACGGAAGCUAGAGAAGACGAAGUCCAUCGGCGACUACAAUGCCAUAAUUCAAGAGCAGUUGGCCGAUGGAAUAGUGGAGCGCGCCCCAAACACCGUCCAAGGUCGGGAAUUCUAUAUUCCCCACAAGGGAGUGGUGCGUGAAACCGCUGAAAGCACCAAAUUGAGGAUAGUGUAUGACGCCUCCGCAAGGGCCUGGGACAGUGCGCCAUCUCUAAAUGAAUGUCUGAACACCGGUCCACCGUUACAAAACAAGCUAUGGAGUGUGUUGGUUCGAGGGCGGUUCAAUCCAGUUGCCAUCACUGGUGAUAUCAAGAAAGCCUUUCUACAAGUCAGAAUCCGACCAGAAGAAAGAGACGCCCUCAGGUUCCACUGGCUGAAGAACGUGGAGUCCAAGGAAGUAGAGACACUCCGCUUCACAAGAGCACUGUUCGGUUUGGGUCCCUCACCCUUCCUCCUAGCAGGAGUUAUUGAGCAACAUUUGGAUGCCUGGAGCCACAAGCAACCUAAAAUUGUGCGCGAGAUCAAGAAGAGUUUGUAUGUGGAUGAUCUAAUAAGCGGAGGAUCAACAACUUCCAAGGCAAGAGAAAUGAAAAUUGCAGCCACGGAGAUCUUUGCUGACGCCGCCUUCGAGCUUCAUAAAUGGCAUUCAAACGUUCCUGAGUUAGCCCCUAUCGAAACCGAUCAGAGUGCAGACCAGACCUUCGCCAAACAGCAACUGGGGAUAUCGUCAGGGGAGAAAGUUCACUGCUUGGCCUGA
Orbicella faveolata is the source of this 987-nucleotide messenger RNA. RefSeq lists its product as uncharacterized. Lineage: Eukaryota; Metazoa; Cnidaria; Anthozoa; Scleractinia; Merulinidae. The record is from RefSeq and is a predicted model, not a curated record.